AUGGAAGGAACCGUGAGGAAUCUUCUGGAUCAACUGGAGCCGGCGGGCUGGAGGAAAGGAGCCCCCGUGGAGACCCUCGCUCUUCAGGACAAAGAACGGGAUGUCUUUAUCCUAAAAGAGCAGAAGCGGAAGAAAAAUCUCGAAGAUUUGGAGGCGGAAGUGUUCGAAGCUCCAGAGAGUGAAGGCAAAGGUGACUCUGGAGAAAAUGAAAAGAGCACAUUAUUGCUGAGCCGACUGAAAGCUUUGGAGGCGGAGAAUUUGGCCUUAGCUUUGGAAAAUGAGAAUCAGAGGGAGCAAUAUGAGAGGUGUCUGGAUGAGGUCGCCAACCAGGUGGUACAAGCCCUGCUGUGCCAAAAGGAUCUGAGGAAAAAAUGUGUCAAGCUGAAAGCCAGGGUGUUGGAUCUGGAAGAACAGAAUCGGGCGUUGAGCGUGCUUCUGCAACAGAGAAUCAGGCCGGCCUGUGAUCUCCUCCUGCAGGACGAUGGAGUCAAACUGGGCUUCGGGGUGGAAGUCACCGGGCCACGACUACGGCAAUCUCUCUUCAGGCUCAAACCGGGGACGGAACUGGGCCGCUUCCCGUUAAAUAUUCAGGAAUUGUGCCCGGCCGACUCCGCUCCAUUUCCCUUCGACCCCAGGUUGACAACCUGGAGCUAUAAGCAAAUGGAAGUGAAUGGUUUUGCCCUCUCUUGGUGA
Tachyglossus aculeatus (Australian echidna) is the source of this 693-nucleotide messenger RNA. It is a transcript of the gene NCKAP5, whose product is annotated as NCK associated protein 5. Gene Ontology annotation, biological process: microtubule depolymerization; microtubule bundle formation. The record is from RefSeq and is a predicted model, not a curated record. NCBI's taxonomy places the organism in Eukaryota, Metazoa, Chordata, Mammalia, Monotremata, Tachyglossidae. The coding region runs from base 1 to 693 and encodes 230 amino acids. Gene Ontology annotation, cellular component: microtubule plus-end. The transcript is spliced from 6 exons.